AUGAGGCCCGACGCACGUCUGGAUUCGGUGGUUUUCCAGCUCACCCCCACCCGGACCAGGUUCGAUUUGGUUCUGAUAGCCAAUGGCCGGAAGGAGAAGUUUGCAUCUGGUUUGUUGAAACCGUUCCUGGCUCACCUGAAGGCCGCCCAGGAUCAGAUUGCCAAGGGAGGGUACUCGAUCACACUUGAACCAAGCUCAGGGUUCGAUGUGCCAUGGUUUACGAGAGGCACCAUGGAGAGAUUUGUGCGUUUCGUGAGUACUCCGGAGGUCCUUGAGCGAGUCACAACACUAGAGUCUGAGAUCCUGCAGCUCGAGGAUGCCAUUGCUAUCCAGAGCAACGACAGUCUUGGAUUAAAAUCUGUCGAAGACCAUGGAAGAAAGUUGACUGAAAGCAAUGAAGGUGGACGGGCAAAUUAUGAUCCUGAUUCAGCCACGGCAAUUGUUGUCUACAAGCCUGGGUCAAAUUCAAUGCCACCAAUGCAGAAUGAAACAACAGCACAUGAAGAGAAUUCAAAAGUUCAAUUGCUCAGAGUGCUUGAAACCCGCAAAACUGUGUUAAGAAAAGAGCAGGCUAUGGCUUUCGCUCGUGCUGUGGCUGCUGGGUUUGACAUUGACAACUUGGGUUACUUGAUUGCGUUUGCAGAGCGCUUUGGUGCUGCACGUCUGAUGAAGGCAUGUUCACAUUUCAUCGAGCUGUGGAAGCAGAAGCAUGAAACUGGACAAUGGAUUGAAGUUGAACCUGAAGCAAUGUCUACACGCUCUGAAUUUCCUCCAUUUAACGCAUCUGGCAUUGUGUUCAUGGGAGACAACAUGAAACCAAACCUGGAAUCAGGGUCUAUUAAUGGAGAGGCAAAUGGCGAGGAUGGAGCUAAAGCUGAUCAGAAGUCAAGCCAGCAGAUGGGAUCUCAUGCUACAUAUCCUCCAUGGGCAAUGCAUCCAUCUGGUGCAGUUGUUUACCCACCUUAUCCUAUGCAAGGCAUGCCUUUCUAUCCUGGGGUGAAUCCAUACUACCCUCCAUAUCCUCCAGUGGAUGAUCCCAGGUACCACUACUCAGGAAGGAAAUCUUCGAGGAAGCACUCCUCGGAUAGUAAGGACUCAGAAACUCUUGAUGUUGAAAGUGACCAUAGCAGUUCAGAUAGAGGAAGUUCUCAUGGUCGCAAGUCACAUAGAAAGGGGAAGAGGUCUGGAAAGAAGAAGCCUAGUGUAGUUGUUAUCAAGAAUGUGAAUGUAACAUCUAAAAAGCAUGGCUCAUCAGAGAGUGAAUCACAAUCAAGUUCUGAAGUUGAGUCUGCGGACAGUGACAAUUCACACUCCAAAUCAAGAGAGAGAAAGCAUAAAAGCACAAGUUCAAAGAAAAGGAGGGUAGGAGAACUACUUUUGACUCGGGAGAUGAGUAUAGCAAGGAUGAAACGUCAAAUGGCCACGAUGCUGAACAAGAAAGAACCCCCAUCAAGGAGAAAACAGAAUGUAAACACAGCAGAUCCUAUUCUUUUAGCUGACAGAGAUGGUGGCAAUGUCUAUGAGCGGAACAAAGUAGGCUUUGAUUCAGCCAAUGGGAGGACUAGAGCUAUCCGGGUCAUGUCCAAUGAUGAACUUAUUAUGUCUGGAGAAGGGAGAAGCUAUAUGGAUGGUGAAAUAAAGGAGAUUGAAGCGGGUGGAGGAAGGUACAGGAGAGGGACAGGUGAUGACUUCAUGGUUUAUGGUCAGGGAAGUCAGAUAGACAGACAUAGUUUGUUGGAUCCUCUUGCAGAGGCCCAGUACAAGAAUCCUGUUCAGCAGGACAAGAAUAGGAAUGGUGUGGCGGAUGAGUCCUUUAUGAUUCCUCUUAGGUCCAGCUCACAGGAUAAUAUCGGAGCAGAAAGCAGAACUACUAUUGACAUAGAUGUUGAGCUUCCUUCUAGAAUUCAGAAAGCAUCAGAUGAAAAGGCUGGGCAUCAGCUUUUUUACGAACCUGAUGAAUUGGUGCCAGAGCGUGGAUUUGAAGAUGUUUCAUUUGGAUAUGAUCCAGCAAUGGAUUAUGAUAGCCACGUGCAGAUUGCUGUAAAAGUGGAAGAUGCAAAAACAGAGGAUGUCGUGCCAGUUACUGAGGGUGAUGUACAGAAGGUAGAGAAAGAGAAGCCAAGGAAUGCAAAGGAUGGUUCAGAUAAACGAAGGAAAGAUGCCUUAUUGAGGAGGCUAUCAGCGCCAAGGACCCCACUGAAUGAUGCACAAAAACGUGCACAGAACCUGCGUGCAUAUAAAGCAGACCUUCAGAAACUGAAGAAAGAACAGGAAGAAGAGCAAAUAAAGCGAUUGGAGAGGCUUAAAUUGGAGAGGCAAAAGAGGAUCGCCGCAAGAGGUAAUGGAAAGGGUCCAGGGAAUGAUGCUCCUAAAGCGAAUGGUAUGAAUGGACUUAGUAAAUCAGUUCCAAACUUCACUGGGUUGAAAAAGGAGAAAAAUGGAACAACUGAAUCACUCAGCGAUCGACUGAAGAGGCUUUCUGAACCCAAAAGCAUUGCUGGGGCAGAGCAUUCCUUGAAUCCAAAGUCAACUGGCGCAGACCAUUCACGAAGAAGAAGUAUGGCAUGA
Miscanthus lutarioriparius is the source of this 2568-nucleotide messenger RNA. Lineage: Eukaryota; Viridiplantae; Streptophyta; Magnoliopsida; Poales; Poaceae. The record is from the annotation of a GenBank genome assembly.